ACAUCCCACUAUGCUUUGCGAUGGUCUGACAAGUGGAUCCAAGAUGGCGUAGAAAGUAAAGCUAGAUCAACCAAAUGAGGACAUGAAUCUUGGUGAGCAGACGUCCACAUUACGACGACCCAUUAAACACCAUUUCUUUAGGACGUUUUGUCCCUGAGUCAUGGCGGACAGGAGAGCGGAGAAGUCAUGUGAAGAAGCCAGCAGAUCGUUAGUCAGGCGGGAGUACGAGGCGGCGGUCAGCCACAGCACGGACGCCCUGGUGGUCCUUGUACCCCAAGCCCCAUCCUCUAAUGCCCCUGUCCCGCCGAGCCCUCCAUCCCUUGUCGCCACCGGAACCCUCCGUAGCCGUGCCCUGCUCUAUCGGAUUGCUGCCUUCUUGCAGCUGAAAAACUAUGAUGAAGCAGAUGAAGACUGCAAACAUGUCCUGGUAGAAGAGAUUGCCAGGGGAGAUGGUUCGCUACAGGUCAGCUUGCGCUCCAUGCUGUUGGAUGGCAGCCUGCGGGAGGUGGCCAGCAUCCUCUCUAAAGCCUUGUAUGGAGAGCAUAUGAACGGCAUUGUUGCAAAGGACCUCUCCAGAUUAAAAAUGCUACUUUCAGAAAUAGAGGCUAUAAAUAGGGACAUGGCUCCAGAAUACACAGAUGACCAGGAGGAAGAGGUUCAAGAUGGCUGGCAGUUCCGGCCUCCUCCCCGAGGAGUCACCAGCAGUGAGGAGUACACCCUCUGUAAAAGGUACUUGGAGCAGGGCCUGUGUCGGUAUGGGGCCCAGUGUACGUCAGCCCACUCGCAGGAGGAGCUGAUGGAGUGGCAGAAACGCUAUGCGUCACGCCUCAUCCGCCUCAAACAGCAGCAGGAGAGCAAACACUUCACCGAAAACUACAUGGAGACCCUGAUAGAGAAGUGGAUGAACUCCCUCUCCCCAGAGAAAGUGCUAAGUGACUUUUUAGAGGGAGUGAAUGUAGAAACCAGCUCCAGCCUCUCUCUUACUGUCACCACCAAAAAAUCCUCCCACUCCUGGACCUUCUCCUUGUUCUGCAAGCCUGCGAGAAAGCUGCACCGCAUCGCCCUGCUGUAUGAUGCCCACCGACCACAUUUCUUCAUCACAGGCGUGUCAGCUGGGGAGCGGCUCCAAGCUGCCCCCAAUGCCUGCCAAGAGUGGACUCCAGGAGAGCAAACAGCAUUGGCAGCAGACAAUGGCCUGGACAACUGUCUCUACAAGGUAGCAGUGAGCUUCAGCACAGAGAUCUUCGGUACCUUCCGACAGACUGUUGUGUUCGACUUCGGCUCAGAACCUGUGCUGAUGCAGAGGAUCAUGGUGGAUGCUGCCUCUAUUGAAGACCUUGAACAUUUGAUGGCAGCCAGGCAACAGCUUCUGAUAACUGCAAAGCGCUGGGACUCUUCUUGUAAGACCAUCGUCGAAUUCACUCCCAAUGAGACAAUGGCUGACCUCGAGCGCAGCCUCCUCUCUCGCUAUCAGAUCCCUCUGUCGGCCGACCAGCUCUUCACCCAGUCAGUCCUGGACAAGACUCUGACCAAAGACAACUACCAGGCCCGGCUGCAUGACCUGCUCUACAUAGAGGAGAUUGCGCAGUAUAAGGAAGUUAGCAAGUUUAACAUCAAAGUGAACCUCCAGCUGGUUAACAGCUUUAUGCUGACCGGCAUUUCCGUUGGAGCCAAGUAUGCCCAGAACGGACAGCUCUUUGCACGCUUCAAACUCACUGAAACACUUUCCGAGGACACACUGGCUGGUCGGCUAGUGAUGACCAAGGUACAUUCAGUCCUUGUGCUGCCCUUGGCCCGUGAGGGGUUCAGCAGUCAUCCGCCUCCUGGGGUCAAAGAGCGUGUUUACGAGGCGGUGAUCGAGGAGAAGACCAAGGAAUACAUCUUCCUAAGGAUCUGCAAAGACUGCUGUGUUGAGCUGGGGCUACUGCCAGACAGAGAAUUACAGGUGGAGCUCCAGUUUCAGCUGAACAGACUGCCACUCUGUGAGAUGCACUAUGCCCUGGAUCGCAUCAAAGAUAACACCAUUCUUUUCCCUGACAUUGGCCUUGUCCCCACUAUCCCCUGGAGCCCAAACAGGCAGUGGGACGAGCAGCUGGACCCCCGUCUGAAUGCCAAACAGAAAGAGGCCAUACUGGCCAUCACCACACCCGUUACUGUCCCCCUACCCCCGAUCCUCAUCAUUGGGCCCUACGGCACCGGCAAGACGUUCACCCUGGCACAGGCUGUCAAACACAUCCUCCGCCAGGACCACAGCAGGGUCUUGAUCUGCACCCACUCCAACAGUGCAGCCGACCUUUACAUCAAGGACUAUCUUCAUCCUUACGUUGAAGCAGGCAAUCCGCAUGCCAGACCUCUCAGGGUAUACUUCAGGAACCGCUGGGUGAAGACGGUCAACCCAGUGGUCCAGCAGUACUGUCUCAUCUCCAACACACACAUCACUUUCCAAAUGCCCACAAGGGAGGACAUCCUCAGGCACCGUGUGGUGGUGGUCACCCUCAGCACCUCCCAGUACCUCUGCCAGCUUGACUUGGAUCCUGGGUUUUUCAGUCAUAUCCUGCUGGAUGAAGCGGCCCAGGCCAUGGAGUGUGAAACCAUCAUGCCUUUUGCUCUAGCAAGCAAGAACACCCGCAUUGUGCUGGCUGGGGACCAUAUGCAGCUCAGCCCAUUUGUGUACAGCGAGUUUGCACGGGAGCGGAACCUGCACGUGUCGCUGCUGGAUCGACUGUAUGAGCACUACCCCAGGGAAUUCCCCUGUCGCAUCCUCCUGUGCGAGAACUACCGCUCCCAUGAAGCUAUCAUCAACUACACAUCAGAGUUGUUUUAUGAUGGGAAGUUAAUGGCAAGUGGAAAGCAGCCCUCCCAUAAGGACUUCUAUCCUCUGACCUUCUUCACAGCCAGAGGAGAAGAUGUCCAGGAGAAGAACAGCACUGCCUACUACAACAACGCUGAGGUUUUUGAGAUUGUGGAGCGAGUGGAGGAGCUGCGCAAGAAGUGGCCGGUGGCCUGGGGGAAGUUGGACGAUGGCAGCAUUGGGGUGGUGUCGCCAUAUGCUGACCAGGUGUUCCGCAUUCGCGCUGAGCUCCGAAAGAAGAGAAUGCAUGAGGUCAGCGUGGAAAGAGUGCUCAAUGUCCAAGGUAAACAGUUCCGGGUGCUGUUCCUUAGCACGGUGCGGACGCGGUAUACCUGCAAGCACAAACAGACGGCCAUCAAGCGAAAAGAACAGUUGGUUGAGGACUCAACCGAGGACCUUGACUAUGGCUUUCUCUCCAACUACAAGCUACUCAACACGGCCAUUACCAGAGCCCAGUCCCUGGUUGCGGUCGUGGGAGACCCCAUAGCAUUGUGCUCCGUUGGACGCUGCAGAAAAUUCUGGGAGCACUUUAUCUCCAUCUGCCACGAAAACUCAAGCCUACAUGGCAUUACCUUUGAGCAGAUUAAGGCUCAGCUCGAGGCCCUGGAGCUCAAGAAGACCUAUGUCCUCAACCCACUGGCCCCAGAGUUCAUCCCACGCGCUCUCCGACCGAUGCAAGGGCACCACUCUUCUUCGCAGGCCUUACAUCCCCACCAUCACCCGCAUCCUCAGCAUGCACAGCCCGCCUCCAACAAGCAGGGUCCACAGCAGCAGCAGCAGCAGCAGCAGCAGCAACAGCAACAGCAGCAGCAGCAGCAGCAGUCUCCCCCAAAGGGGAAACAUGCGAACCACACAGAGCACCUGCCGCCUGAAGGAUUUGUCCAACCCAACCCAGCCGUGCUGAUGGGAAACCCAAUUCGGGCUUUCACACCACCUUUGGGUGGUGCACCAGCCGCCAUGGGCAAGUCACCCAGUCCUGUGCAGAGGAUAGAUCCCCAUACAGGAGCCAGUAUCCUCUACGUUCCAGCCGUGUACGGUGGAAACAUGGUCAUGCCCAUGCCCCUGCCUUUGCCUUGGCCGGGUUACCAGAAUCGCUUUGCUGUGGACCCUCGCAUCAUGAGCCACCCUGCAGCCAUGGCCUACAACUUCAACCUGUUGCAGGCCCAGAAUCGAGGCUCCCCCAUCCCUUACAGUGGGGUGGCCCACCCCUCUCCUCUUGGCAUGGGCCAGCCCAGCCCUGACAAAGAGCUACAGGCGGAUCCCAUAAGAAAUGGUAAACUAGAAGCAUGUACAAAGUCUGAACAGAGCCGUCUUCUUACACCAGAGAGGAAAACCAAUGACAUGAAGGACAAACAGGGAGAUUUAGACACAGGCCAAAGUCGAAGUCUAGACUCCCAGACAGACGGGCUAGUUGGAUUUCCCAAUGCACUACUCCAUCGAAAAGACCCCUCAGCUGCCCAGAGAUCUCUAAACUAUCACCUGGCACCACCCAACCCAGCAUUUCCUCCACACCCUGCCAGCGGGAGACCCUUCCCCCCACAGUAUCCAGUCUCCAGGCAUCCCUUUCGGGUCAGCCAUCCUCAGCACCCAGGGAUGGCCCAGCAGAGUCAACAGCAGCAGCAACAACUCAGUCCUGCCUACGCUGGUGGUAGCCACAAUGCUUCCUUCUUCAGUGGCCCGAUACCACCUCACAGGGCUGUCCAGUCUCCUACUUUGGAUGGUCCAGAGUCUGCAGUGGUGGAGGAGAUGGGUAGCUCCAUUCGGACUCCAAUGGGCCACCCAGGAUGCCACCACCCAGGCCUGUCACAGCAUAACAGGGUCAAUAGCUUUGGGGAGGACGGCCACGAAGGAAGCUUGGGUGAUGGACUGGACCUCCAGGGUCCCUUGGCUCUCGAGGCCCUGAGCCAGCAGCAGCACCAGCAGGCAGCCAGGCUGGGCCAAUGGGGGGAGGCAGCGGGUCCUUUCCUCCAGGGCAGUGUCGCCUUUCCUUUGCCCCAACAGCUUGCCCACCUUGCUCAGCCCGGUAUGGCUCGCAUACCCCAUCAACUGCUCCGGGCAGCUAGUUGGGGCCUUAGUGCCAAUAUGGAAGAUGAAGCUGUUUCUACUGCCCCCACUGGACCACCUUACACCAGGUACCCGGGCCUCUUGAGAGAGAUGCCCCCACAGGAACAGCCUGAACCCAGGGAAGCAGCUGAGAUGCAGCCUCCGCCUCAUUCUCGUCUCCUCCAGUAUCGGCAGUCCCAGUCCCGUGCCUCAGGUGACCCCACAUCCUCCUUAGCCGCCACCUCCAAUCACGCCGGCCCUUUCCCAUCUGGACCUUACCCCCAUGACACUGGUCGUGACCUCCUUAACGAAAACCUUCUCAACAACCCAGCUCUGCAGCAGCAGCACCCCGGGAACCCCCUCUACAAUACUGGUAGCUACUCACAUCACCCCCCACCUCACUCUGCCAGCCCCCCUCCCUCCCAAGUCAAAUACCUUCUGCAAGAGGCCCAGUGGUCCCAUGGAGGAGCUGCAUCGGUGAGCCCUCCCCAGCAGAACCACCUGUUAGGGAACCAGGGGCAUGGCCUUCCUUAUGGACUUCCCAUCAUGGCUCACCCCAGCAGACAGGAGCAAGUGCACCUGAUGCAACUUCACCAUCAGCACCAGCAGCAGCAGCAGCAGCAGCAGCAGCAGCAGCAACAACAACAACAACAACAACAACAGCAGCAGCAACAGCACCACCACCAACAACAACAACAACAACAACAACAACAGCAGCAACAGCAGCAACAGCAGCAACAACAAAGUCAAGGUCCAGACCAGGAGUCCUUUCACCCACUGUCCCCCAGAACAUCAGCAGCCACAGCCCUUCACAAUGUAGAUGAGUCAUUACAGUAUGAACCCAGGGGUCCGGGUCGGCCUCUCUAUCAGCGCCGCAUCUCCUCCAGCUACCCAGAUGAACCGUCUCCAGCCAACACCCACAAUGCCCUGUCUCAGCAACCCCAGUCUUGUUCGUCAGACCCCCAGGACCACCCCAAUCUGCACAUACAGCAUCAUCAACACCCCCAUGCCCACUAUGUUUAUCCCUCACAUGACACCUGGCCCAGUAAUGGUGCGGGUCCCGGUCCGUUCCAGAACAUUCCAUGUAACGGAGCCGCCACACUCGCUCAGCAUCGAGAAAUUCUUGCUUCCAAGGCCCUUCGUCAGACGGAGGAGCAGGUGAAGGCUGGGGCCACAGCAGGACAGCAAACACACCCACAGUCCCUCAACUCCCUUCAGCACCUCGGACAGUUUCCUCCUCUCAUGCCCAAUAACAAGCAGCAGCAGCAGCAGCAGCAGCCGCCGCCGCCGCCGCCACCGCCGCCACCGCCACAACAGCAACAGCCACAGGCUCCCACAGAGCCCAGCCAGGUCGCCCCAAAUUUGAAUAAACCCCCCACCAUGUCCUAUGCGAGCGCCCUGCGCGCUCCGCCCAAGCCCCGAGCUGUUCGCCCCGAACAGGUCAAAAAGAACAGCGACCCCCUCUCCCUCCUUCAAGAGCUGAGUAUAGGAAGUUCAAAUGGUAGCAAUGGGUUCUAUUCCUACUUUAAAUGAGUGUCACCUCUCCCACAUAGUAAGUGACUAGAAAAAAGAAAAGAAAAAAAAAAAGGCAAAACUUUCUAUAAAAAAAUAAUCAAAAACAAAAGUGCAAAGUGCAUUUACAAAUUGUUUCUAUCUGUAGGUUUGUUUUAUGCAUUUUGUUUCAGUUAAACUUUUUAUUUGUAAGUCAUCUUUUCUCCUUUUUCACAUAUCUGUGAAGAAAAUAAGUAUAUAUAAAGAAUGCAUUACUGGUAUAUAUACAUACUCAUUAUGUAUAUAUGAAUAUAUACUUAUAAUAUCUACACUUGUAUAUGUACGUAAUGCUAAAAAAAGUUCUAAAAAAUUAAUCAAAAAAAAGGCGAGACUUGGUUGACCACUUAGCUACAAGCAUAUUUUCCCUUUUUUGGCUACUACAUGAGUAUGUUGAAGUUUUAACAUUUUGUAUUCCUCGGUUUUGAUUGGACGUUGCGUCUUGAUUUUCUCCGACUACUGUAGUUGUGGUAAUGGACAAAAGCUAAGUGGUCAACUGAGACAGAAACUACAGGAACAGUGUAUAGAAGUAGAUAAUUUUCCUCUAAUCUGUACAUAUAAAGAAACUUAAAAGACUGAAUUGUAUGCCACAGACAUGUCCUUAAAUUCCUGUAUCAUGCUAGCAUUUGCAUUAUGAAUUGUUUUACGUUUGUUGGCUCCUGAUCCUUAAUUCUUAGAUAUCUUUACCCGAGAAUCAUCUUCAGUGAUUUAGUUAUUAAUGUGAUGAUUUCCUGAAACAUAAUGAUACAAGUAUUGAUAGCAUUUAUUUUACUUUUCACUAAUGCCUCACCCGCAACUAUAGACACAUUGGGAAAUGUCAAAAUAACAACGACCACGUCGUUCCUCCUCCGCUUUGCUUUAAGGAUCAGAGAACACCAGACAUCUCUUUGUGUGAUAAGAUUAUCCCAAACUGCUUUGUUCGUGGCAGACACUCAAGUCAUUUUAUUGAAUUUCUGUCUCUCUUUUUUUUGUUUGUUUCAUUUGAUUUCUUCUUUGAGACAGUCAUUACAUUGUGGCAGUUACUUCUCAGCCCGUGUCAAAUGGGAUGUCAACAAAAUCUUCACCAGGGAAAUCAUUUCCGUAACUGCUGGGGAUAUAAAAUGUGGUUGUUUUGUUUUAUUUCUUUUAGUUUUUUGUUCACUAAAGGACAUUGAGGUUUUUUUUUUUUUUUGAAAAGGUUGCAGUACUCUGUGGGUUUGUGAAAGUGAAGAGAGGGUGGUGAUGUCAGAGUGACAUGUCAUGAUAGGUAAGUUGAAACUGAGGGUGUGAUCAACACUGCCAGUCAAACAUUUCUGAACACAAUGGAUUUUAGCAUAAAGUAUAUAAUCUGUAGAAUAUAUAUAUAUAUUUACCCAGAAUUUUGAAAAUACAUAAAGGAUAUUGUGGGUGUGAAAUUUUUCUGUCUUUUGUAUUUUAUUGGAAAUGGUCUGGCUCAUAAAUUUUUUCAUAUUUUCAGACAGUUGAUUAUUCAGUUCUUAAAGUUUUCUUUCAAGAUACCUUUUCCGGGUGCAGGAUGGAUGUGAGAAACCUAAUUUCCCAUUUUCUCUGUAUGACAAUCUUUUGAUCCCUGAAUAAUAUGAACCUCACGGUGAACAAUAACCUCCCAUCUCUUUCCUGAGCUGAUGUUUGCUUCUAGUAUCACCAGGCACCUAGAUCAUUUCCCAUAAAAUUCAAAAGCAUGUCCCAUUUCUUCUCAUAUUUUCAAACUGCAGGGCAUGAUAAGCAAAUGGUUCUCCCACUCCUUUCAACACACUGCUCGAGACGUAACCCCCCCCCCCCCCAAAAAAAAAAAAGCUUGUUAAAGUUACCUUACAAUACGCUGUUCAAAAAGGUCUGACUCGUAGUGUUUCUUUUUUCCUUUUUUUUGCCUGUGUUUAAUAAGAAUGAAUUGAUAAUGUUGUAGAAGUUGUUCCUGGUCAUUCAAAUAAUUAAAUCUUCCAUUUUUAGGCUGACAUUGGAUCACACUCCAUUUAAUUCAAUUGGAAAUGCCUUUUAUCUGCUCCAGCCACAUCAUUUUUUUUUUUACAACCCAAAAUGCAAAAUGAACAUAACACAGGAACAUUAGUUUUUGAUAUCCAGUCAGAGAGCUGCUUGUUGUUGGCUGACGCACAACAGCGCUACACAGCUCAAUGCACAUGGAUUUCACUGCUGAAAUCCUAACGGCCCGACGAUUUGAAUCCCAUGCAGGUAAAAUAUAAAAAGAUGCUGAUACAAUAUGUCUGCCAAUGUUUUUGCUUUAUGAUUAAAUCAAUACUGGAAACAGUCAUCCAGUGCUUUGGUCCUGUUACAUGUAAAUCAUAAACUGUGAAACCACCACUGCCCUGUGUGCUAAUUGGUCUGAUUCAUCCCGCUGUGUCGUGGCUUUUAUACGGCAGUUAUGUCUCAAUUGAAUAUCAAAAAAAAUACACUUAAAGCUUACACCCUACAGCUAACCACUUAGGUGUGUACUGAUAAGACAGCAGAGAGCUUCGUACAAGCUAUGGUUUUAAUUUUUAACAUUGUAAUUCCAAAAGGUCCAGAUUUUCUGACUUGGAGAACACAUACUUGUAAAUAUGCAUUUUCUAGGUAUUUACAAAUGAGAACUUUGGGAGAGCCUCAAUUUUGUAGAAGUUGUUCAAAGAAGAGGUAUGCCCUUUUUAAUUAUGCAAAUUCACAAAAAAAGAUUAAUUCUAGAAAUAGAAGACAACAACCCAGUUGGUAGUUGCAACAUGUAACUUAAAUUUCCUUUUUUUUUAGAUGGCGUCUUGACUGAUUUGACAAAGAGGAGAAUUUAUGUUUCAAAAGAUGAUUAUUUCACUGUACAAUACAUGUCUUUUAAUAUACGUUGCUGGAUUUGUCCUGUUCCUUUUUUUCUGACCACUUUACAGCCGUACAACAAUCAACAUGGGUUUUUAUUUUUCUUUCAAUGUGAAGACUGUUUUUCCUUUUGUGCAUGUUGAGAUGACCUGGCUGGGUUUUAUCCCUGUUUUUAUUGGUUUGUAUUGAUUUGUGGAUAUAAAAAAAAAAAUAUGAAAAAAAGAAGCCUUUGUUCAACCUACAGAGUCAGAUUUUGGUAUAUUAUUUGAUGUGUACAAUAACUUGUGACAUUAUCAGCAAAGCUAUUAUAAUAUUUUACUAACAUGUCAAUCAAAUAUGUACUGGUCAUGUAAGUUGUUUUUUUUUCUUUUUCUUUUGAAGUUACUUAGCAGGGCUAAAGGUUGAGGUUGCUCCCUGGUCUGUUGAAUUCACGAAUCUGUGGACACGGUUGGUCGGGGAAUCAGUUUUCCACAAAGCAGUUAGUCCUUGGCUAAUCUCUGAAGUUGUGCAAUACUAAUUUCACCGCUUCGUCAGCUACACUUUUAUUUAUUUUUGAAGCAGAGAAGAGAUUGCGCCAAAGACAUUUUAAAGGGAUUUUGUUCAAAAUGUUUUGCUUUUAGCAGAGUUGUUUUUUCAAGGCGUCAUUUUUGUCCUAUGAAACACCUUUAUAUUUCAAAUGAUGAGUGUUUGGAAGGCAAUGAAGGGUAUUGACUCUUUGAAAUGCUUUCACCUCCCAAUAUUGCAGCAUCUGUGACUAUUUGAAGUGGAUGUAUUCUCGAAACAUCCCGUGUUGCCAUUUGAAGAAAACAAAAUGAAACCAACUUGUGUGUGUGGCACCGUGGAUAGGGAGCAACCUUUUGCCCAGCCAGUAGAGAGCACUGUGUUCAGCCUUCUAUACACGCCACAUCUGUUAUCUGUUUGCUCUCCUCGGUUCUGCCCUCGCUGCAGUGAAUCAAUGGCACACCUGUUCUCCCAGCCUCCCAGUCCCAUUGGUUCCUCCCUCGUGGGUACAAAAUAAUGAAUAGAAAUGUUUUACUCUUCUUCAUUUCAAAUUGGUGGUGGUUAUAAUAAAGGAUUUAGACUGUGUUUAAAAGGUUUAUUUUCUUUUUUAUUUGUUUCUCUAUUAAAGUGUUUUUAUUGAAACUA
Messenger RNA from Scophthalmus maximus (turbot), 10384 nucleotides. It is a transcript of the gene helz, whose product is annotated as helicase with zinc finger. The record is from RefSeq and is a predicted model, not a curated record. Gene Ontology annotation, molecular function: helicase activity; metal ion binding. Gene Ontology annotation, biological process: regulatory ncRNA-mediated post-transcriptional gene silencing. The transcript is spliced from 34 exons. The coding region runs from base 161 to 6427 and encodes 2088 amino acids. NCBI's taxonomy places the organism in Eukaryota, Metazoa, Chordata, Actinopteri, Pleuronectiformes, Scophthalmidae. Gene Ontology annotation, cellular component: cytosol; P granule.